This is a messenger RNA of Puntigrus tetrazona (Sumatra barb), 2150 nucleotides long. RefSeq names its product stonustoxin subunit alpha-like. Lineage: Eukaryota; Metazoa; Chordata; Actinopteri; Cypriniformes; Cyprinidae. Gene Ontology annotation, molecular function: protein binding. The record is from RefSeq and is a predicted model, not a curated record.
AGACUUCAGUCGAAGACAUUACCAGACGACUUCAUUUCUUAACACACCAUAGAGUGCUCAGAAACUCCAGACAUGGCAUCACAAACCAUUGAACUGGCAGCCCUAGGAAGACCUCUGUAUCCUGGUAUGCUGUAUGACUGCCGCAAGGAUUCCUUCAUUCCAGGUGUUACUUUGUGGGAUAAGAAAUCACUGAGGGAAGAUUUGGACAGUCGUCCGCAGCUGAUGACAACUUUGAAUUUCAGUAGUUCUGACUCUUUACUUAGUAAGUCCGAUCUCUUAAAAAUAAGUGCUUCCCUGAAGGCCAGCUUUUGGGGGCUGGUGGAGGUGGGAGGAUCUGCCAAGUUCCUUAAUGACACCAAAUCUUCCAAUCAGCAGUCCAGAGUAACAAUGCAUUACAGCGAAACCUCAAGAUUCGAUCAACUCACUAUGACUCAGCUGGGAAAGAUCACCCACGCUCAGGUAUUCGACCAGAAAACUGCAACUCACGUGAUCACGGCUGUGCUGUACGGAGCUCAUGCCUUCAUGGUGUUUGAGCGUUCAUUUGCAGAAGAUGAAAACAAGCAGGACAUUGAGGGAGAACUGGAUGUCAUGGUGAAAAAGAUCCCUGGAUUUUCCAUUGAGGGAAAAGGAGCUUUAAAAAUGACAGAUGAGGAUAAUAAAAAGGCUGAGACUAUCACCUGCACAUUUCAUGGUGAUGUCCAUCUUGAGCAGAAUCCCACAACGUACUUAGAGGCCCUAGAGGUGUACAAGAACCUCCCCAAUCUGCUGAAGAAAAAUCCACAGAAUGCAGUGCCGAUAAAAGUCUGGCUCUAUCCUCUUUGUCUGCUGGAUACAAAAGCAGCUCGAUUGGAGAGACAAAUCAGCGAUCAUUUGAUUUCCAACACUCAAGAUAUGAUGGAGGGGCUGAAGGAGGUAGAGAGGACAUGCAAUGAUCUGUCCAGAAGAAAAGAGAUGAAUGUUUUCAGUGACGUCAAAAAAAGGCUGCGCUCAUUUCAGGACUCUUUAAGCAUCUACAAGAUAGUGCUUCAGAAAGCUCUGGCCAGGUUCUUGCCUGCCAUUCGUGAAGGAAGUGUGCAGGAACAAUCCCUAGGAGACAUUCUGAUGAUACACAGCAUCCCUUUUAGUGCUGACUUACUUAACCAAUGGUUAUCUGAUGCAAAGUCUGAACUUAAUUUAUUGAAUAAUCCCAGCAAGGCGCUGAAGGAGAUUAACACGGAAGAUUCAGACAGGCUCAACAGCAUCCUUCUUGAUCCUGAUAUUAAAGCCGUAGUGUGCUUGACCUUCACAUCUCUGAAAUAUAAAGACCCAUAUCUUUCAACCCUGGCAGAGUUUGUGAAAUCUGAGAAGUUUACAAAGCUAGAUGAAAAAAUAAACCAGCCUUCUGUGACAUCUGAUGUCAGAAAGUGGUUCCAAGAUCCUGAUGUCAUUGCAAAGAUGAGAGAGAACUUAUCAGUCUUCAAGAAAUUUUCAGAGGCCAGUAAAAUUAACAAGAGUAUUCGUUUCAUUAUUUCUGCCAUCUCCGAUCCCUCCAUUCCAGGCUCCUCCAUCUAUUUGUAUGAAAAUGGGAAGUUGACCGACACAAAGUUUCAGCCCGUGUCCAAGCCACCCACACCAAUAAUAAAGAAUGUCCUGGAGGAAACUGUGUCCCUGGAACUGAAGAAGUCCCCAACUGGAGAAACAGUGAAGUACAGAUUGGAGUACAAGCAGGUAAGCGCAGGUUCUGGAGCUGAGGAGCAGUGGCUUUUCAUAGACACAGCUGAUCAAGACUUCACACUGACUGAAUUGGUACCUGGGAAGCAGUACUUGAUCCGCUACAGGAUAGUGGGUAAAGUGGGAGUGAGUGAAGCCAGUGAUACUGUCAGCCCUACACUCUCUUCAAUCACUGUUCCCAGGACCAGGAAAGACUUCCUACGAUAUUCUCAGCGGCUCUCUCUGGAUCUGAACACAAUAAAUAAACACCUCCUUCUGUCGGAGAACAACCGAGUGAUUACCUGCACUAACACACUCCAGUCGUAUCCCGGACAUCCAGACAGAUUUGAUGACUUCUAUCAGGUGUUUUGUAGAGAGAGUGACUGGACGAUGUUACUGGGAGAUUGAGUGGGGUGGAAAUGAAGGUGUGGAUGUAUCAGUGUCUUAUAAGACCAUCGGCA